CGUCAUGGCUCGACUGACAAAAUACUUAAAAUUAUUAUUCCACGUCACUAUUUUGGUCCUAAUCAACUACUUUAUCAAGAAUCAGAAACAGAUUAGGAUCGAGAAAAAAAUUGAAAGAUAUAUACCGGACAUAAAACAUAUACUAAUGUGGACCAAACUUCCAAGUGUUGAAGAAGAGGGGCAGAAGUACUUCAUCAGUCAUAAUUGUCACCAUAUAAAUUGUUACUUCACUUCAAACCGAAGCUUCUUCGUAGACCUACGGUACUUCGAUGCAAUUGUGUUCAAUGUCCAAGAUAUCAGCAGCCAAUCUAGUGAUUUACCAGAAGUGAGAAGUAUAGUACAGAAGUACAUCUUCGCGGCGAACGAUUCUUCUGACAAUUAUCCUAUUUGUAGCCCUGUUUAUGACAAUUACUUCAACUGGACAUGGACUUACAAACCAGACUCCUCAAUCCCCUAUAAAUUCAUCAGCGUCUACAACCAGCACCAAGAAGAACUUGGCAACAAUAUUCUCUGGGACAAAUUUGAAACGAUUCCAGUUACCAAACAGUUCAAAAGUUCUUUGAGUUCAAAAUCUGCUGCCGCUGCCAUUUAUCUGGACAAAUGUAUUACUUCUAGCAAGAGAGAAGUAUUCUUGAACAAAUUGAAGAUAUGCUUGGCAACGUAUAAUCUAACUGUUGAUGUGUUUGGUCCCUGUGGUACCAUGAAGUGUGGCAGGACCUCAUUGAAGUCUUGCUACUAUAGAAUAAGAACGACAUAUUACUUCUACCUGGCUCUAGAAGAUUCUAUAGCAGAUGAUUAUAUUACCCAAUCUGUUCUGUUCGGUUAUAAUAAUCUUGCUGUGCCCGUUGUGCUAGGAGGUGUUAAAUACAACAAGUAUCUACCACCAUACUCCUACGUAGACGCAAAGCUGUUAGGAGAAAAGCUAACAGCAAAACUGAUCUACGAAGCGAUACAAAAUAAGACAAAGUACUAUGAGUUCUUCAACUGGAGAAACCACUACACUAUUAAGGAGUCCACAGUCCUCGAUGCAUGCAGCGUCUGCCAGUUCCUCAAUAACGAAGGCUGGUUGAAGACCGGCACCGUUUAUACAACGUUUAGAGAAUGGUGGAACCCAAACUAUAUUGAGCGUUGUAACCGUUUUGGACUGACAGCAAAACUCCAAUUUUGA
Molecule: messenger RNA, 1168 nt
Organism: Spodoptera frugiperda (fall armyworm)
Lineage: Eukaryota; Metazoa; Arthropoda; Insecta; Lepidoptera; Noctuidae
Product: alpha-(1,3)-fucosyltransferase C-like
Exons: 3
Coding region: 5-1168 (387 amino acids)
Cellular component (GO): membrane
Molecular function (GO): alpha-(1->3)-fucosyltransferase activity
Source: RefSeq, a predicted model, not a curated record